GCGGAGCUCCGCCUGAUGGCCACCGGCCGCCGCUUCCUUCCCCGCAGGUGGCGCCGCCCGCCGUCCCCUCGGGCCCCGGGUGAAGCCGGUGCCGCGGCCCGAGGCCUCUCUCCCGCCCGCCCGCCCGCGCAGCCGCCUCGUCAACCCCUCCCGCCGGGCCCGGGCACCAUGGAGGCGACGGAGAGGAGACGGAGCAGGAAAUCACAGAGUUUCAAGAGGGUGGCGGAGGAUUGCCAGGACGAUAAUAGUUCAGACAGCAGCAGUGAAAAUGUAGACCACACCCAGGACUCAAUGUUUGUCUCAGGUAACGUCUGCGAGGGUGUGAAGAAGCAGGUAUCUGGGAUGAGACGGUUGCUGGACAGCAGAGCCAACAGUGUGAGGAUCCACCAGCCCCUGAUGCAGGGCAGAGGUGGGGGGAAGAGGGAGCCGGAGCCGCGAGACGUAACCUGGCUGCAUCGCGGUGCUCAGCGUGAUGAGCCGUACUCACCCCAGGCUCUGGUCUGGAAAGAUGUCCACGUGCAAACACACGAUCCCUUUGCCUCAGGAGGAUACGGCGGUGAAGGCUCCAGGUCAUCUAAACCCAUCGUCGACCCUAAUACCGACAGAAUUCAAGGCAUCUUGGAAAGUAACGGGGAGAUGACGUACUCUGCACUGGAGACUAACUGCUGCAUGUGUGACUGCCAGCCCACGCUACAGGCCAUCCUGCAGGAGCUGCGGACAUUGCGGGAGCUGAUGCAGGCGCAGGCAGGUCCCCAGAGCACAGUGCAAGUCCCCACAGCCCACACCAACCCCCUCCGAUCCAAUCUGCUUCGGAAUAAGAUCAUUAAGAAAAGACUGAUCCACCGGCUGAGACCAUUACCGACGCAGCCCAGUCGCAAACUCCUCCAGCACCAGAUGGUCAGCGAGUCCCAGGCGGAGAGGAACCGUACGUCAGCCAGCGAGAGGCUGAGCACAGAUGCCAGCGCCGGCCCCGCUCCAGCAUGCGUCGCAGGUUCCUGUAUCCCCGAUCUGGAGAGCGUGCACAACAGCGAUCUUCUGGAGCCGGAGGUGCGCCUGGCAGAAGGCUACGAUGUGCUCAUCCCCAAGUCCCAGCUGGAGUCCAUACUGCUCAACUACUCCCGCACCGGGAGCCUGCUCUUCCGCAAGCUCGUCUCCGCAUUUUUUGACGACCGCACCUUGGCGAACUCCCUCCCAAACGGGAAGAGGAAGCGAGGAGCCAAUGACAACAGGAAGGGGCUGGAUCAGAACAUCGUGGGGGCAAUAAAAGUUUUCACAGAAAAAUAUUGCACUCUAAAUCGGAUUGACAGAGUUCCCGGGCCAAAGGAUUGGAUACAAAUUCUCCAGGAUCAAAUCAAGCUGGCGAGAAAACGCUUAAAGCGGGGUUCAGUUCUCGAAACGUUUGACUCCGGCGGGAAAAUGGGAACCAGUCUCAUUCUAAAUUCCGGUGGGAAUGUGAAUGCUGGCAGCUCAAGUGACAUCUGGAGCACUUCAGAACCAGUCUGCACAGUUCAAAUAUGAUGUUUGGACAGCUGAUGUUAUAGUGGAUUGCAAACCAUGUAGAGACCAGAUCAAAGUCACUCCUUUGCAUUCAUAUUCAUUUACGUGCUGUCACUUUCAUCCCUCAGGGCAUCUGCUACACCGGUUGUGAUGUUCCCUUAUAAAUCUUUUAUUCAUUUAACAUUCAAGUUAACCGUAACAA
Leucoraja erinaceus (little skate) is the source of this 1699-nucleotide messenger RNA. RefSeq names its product BEN domain containing 7 (gene bend7). The record is from RefSeq and is a predicted model, not a curated record. Gene Ontology annotation, molecular function: DNA binding. Lineage: Eukaryota; Metazoa; Chordata; Chondrichthyes; Rajiformes; Rajidae.